Molecule: messenger RNA, 2962 nt
Organism: Myotis davidii
Lineage: Eukaryota; Metazoa; Chordata; Mammalia; Chiroptera; Vespertilionidae
Gene: SERPINB12
Product: serpin peptidase inhibitor, clade B (ovalbumin), member 12
Exons: 7
Coding region: 8-1153 (381 amino acids)
Biological process (GO): negative regulation of endopeptidase activity
Molecular function (GO): serine-type endopeptidase inhibitor activity
Source: RefSeq, a predicted model, not a curated record
UUUCAAGAUGGAUUCUCUUAUUGCAGCAAACUCCAAAUUUAGCUUUGAUCUUUUUCAAGAGAUAAGCAAAAAUGAUGGUGCUAAGAACAUCUUCUUCUGUCCUCUGAGCCUCUCAGCUGCCCUUGGCAUGGUCCGUCUGGGGGCCAGAAAUGACAGUGCACAGCAGAUAGACCGGGUACUCCAUUUCGAUGAACUUUCCCAGGAGAAAACCAAAGCACUGGAUCCCUGUCUGAAAUACAAAGAGCAGAAGGUGCUGGCUGACAGCCCUCUGGAAGGGCAGAAAGGAGUGACCAAGCCUUCAACCCCACAGGUGGAGUCUUCAAAGGAUGAGAAUGAACUUCUCAGUUGCUACUUUGGGCAGCUUCUCUCCAAACUAGAUAGGAUCAAAUCUGAUUACACCCUGAGUAUUGCUAACAGGCUUUAUGGAGAGCAGGAAUUUCCAAUCUGUCAGGAGUACUUAGAUGGUGUGAUUCAAUUUUAUCACACAACGAUCGAAAGUGUUGACUUCCGGAAAGACACUGAAAAGUCCAGACAAAAGAUUAACUUCUGGGUUGAAUCUCAAUCCCAAGCCAAGCACAGGAAUGAGAAGAAGACUGUGAGGAUGAUGAAUCAAAAGGGUACGUUUAAAAUGGGCUUCAUAGAGGAGGUGAAUGCACAGAUCCUUGAAAUGCCGUACACCAAGGGCAAGCUCAGCAUGUUCGUCCUCCUGCCGUCUUGCUCUGAAGAUAACCUGAAGGGCCUACAGGAGCUUGAAAGGAACAUCACUUAUGAAAAAAUAGUGGCCUGGACCAGUUCAGAAAAUAUGUCAGAAAAAAGAGUAGCUGUCUCCUUUCCCCAGUUCACCCUGGAAGACAGCUAUGAGCUCAACUCUAUUCUCCAAGACAUGGGCAUCACGGAUGUCUUUGAUGAAAAGAAGGCUGAUCUUACUGGGAUCUCUCUACAUCCCAGUUUGUACCUGUCGAAAGUUGUCCAUAAAACCUUUGUGGAGGUGGAUGAAAAUGGCACCCAGGCUGUCGGAGCCAGUGGGGCUGUGGGCAGCGUAAUGUCUGCACCAUCCUGGGAGACCUUUAAUGCUGAUCACCCUUUUCUCUUUUUCAUCAGACACAACAAAAACCAAACCAUUUUCUUCUAUGGCAGGUUCUGCUCUCCUUGAAAGGGGCACAGUGUCUAGUACCUGGGAGCUGGAAGAAAAUGACAAUGUAAUCUUCCCAUAGCAUAAUGAGGGCAUUUUUUGCUAAUAUCUAAAGCUGAUGGAAUUUCAUCACAGUGUCCUGCUCCCUUCUUCCAGCUUUUGGCCUGGGUGUGUCCUGCUCUUUUUCUCAACCUGUAGUUGACUUUCAUCUAAAUCCCUUAGUAUUGAAGAACCCUUGCUCCCUCUUUCACCUCUCACCACCCUGAGCUCUCAAGCAUAUAAAAAAAAUUCACCCUCUGGACCUGAAGGUCAACAUCAUUGAGAAUGAUAUUGACUUUAAGUUACCUACCUCCUUUUGAGGGAAUCGUGGAAGUUCAAAUCAUUAGACCACUUCUAGGAAAUGGCAAACUCAGAAACCACUUUAACAUGGGUGACAAGAGAAAAUAUUUAAAUGGAAUGUAUUUUGGAAACUCAGCUUUGUUUCUAUGGCAGUUAAAAUUUUGGUGCACUGGGCAAGAUGCAUCUUCCUCUUCCUCUUCCAUACUGUCUUCCUCUUGCCCAAAGAUGUCCUGUAAGAGGCUUCUCACUUAGGAGGAAGGAGGGCUUGGGGGUGGAUUUCAGUGAGAGCUCAAAGUUAUAAAAGUAUAUCAACCAGCAUUCAUUUUGCACAGAGAAUUUGUCUUGUGAAUUUAACAUUGACUCAGGAGAGUGGCAAGUGAAUUUAAAAGAGAUUAGUCUUAGUUUUCCUCAUUGAGUCUCUGAGGCUAUCAUCAUGAAGCACUGCUCUCGGUCUCUUCUGUACCCUCUUCCCUUACUUAGAGCAUUUUUCUAAUUACCCAUCAUGAGGUGGGGGAGGAAGCACUUUUCACUGUGGAAAGUAGGGGUCCUCAUCCCCCUCUCUGUACUCUGCUCACAUGAACCUAUUUGUCCACCCAAAGGUCUCAGGCCUGGGCCUGGGCAUGAUGCAUGUGAAAUCUCUUGUCAGGAAGGCCACUGGCUCCAUAGCCAGCUCCAAUCUACUGAAAGCCUGAUGCCUGAGUGUUCGACUACAGGACCCGGGACCUUUGUUCUCUGAUGAGUCAGUUUGAGUUCUUGAUCUCUGCCUUAGCUGAAUGCUCUGGAAUGACCCUGACAUGCCUCAGUCUUGGUGAACUUCUGGCCUCACUUCCCUGCCCUGCCUUAUAUCCAUCUUCUUCCCAGUUGCCACCGUGUUGGUUACGUGUGGUGGUAGCAGGUUUUGCAGGUAAAGGUAGGUUAACUUCACAUGCUUUCAUGCUGCCCCACCCACCCAAAUUUUCUUCCACACUGGCAAUUUCUUCGUGCUGUGAGAGUCAAGUUCUAUGUUCUUCAUGCAGGCUGCAGAUAAUCACAGUUUGUUUAUGGCAUUAAACAUCUUCUCAUUGGGAAUAUGAGACAGUUUGAGGCAGCUCUUGCAAGUCCUUUAUCCAUAAUUCACAUCCCAUGGAUCAAAUGUAUCUCAGAUAAUCAAAUACUUAGUGUCUCCUGUGGUUCCUUUUGGGGCUUAUGAUCUUAAAGGCUGAUUCCACACUGACCUGCAUCAUCGCUGGACACUGAGCUGGAUAAUCAUAACUGACAAAUAGGCUCGGAAUUGUCUGGCGUUGUUUACAUUCUUAUCUUCUUUGGUGAAAAAAAUCUUCCUAUUUGUAUUGUGAUUUCUCAAAAUUUUAAUCCCAAGGGGAAAAUAUAUCUGUUUUCAAAAAUGAGAAAGAGUGAGAUUCUUAAAUCUUUCUGUAAAUCAGUAAAUGCAUUCUUUAUGCAACAUUGAUUGAUUAAAAUGUUUCUUCUGAAUGAAUAAAAGCACUUUUGUCA